CCAUGUCAUCAAAAUAACAAGUAACAUGCAUAGUCAUAUAAAAUUGAUAAUCCUCAUAUAUUUUAUUUCAUACUUCACUAUAAUAUCUUCUAUUCACAAAUCUAAGAAGGAAUCUAAGAAACAUGGGAAAAGAGUGAAGCAUCUUGAGACACAUAACUUGAGAUCUGCUAAGGAAAGACCUAAGCCGAUGAAGAACCAUCUAAGGACAUCGGAACCCUCAAAACUGAAGCAUAUGGAAACAUUAAAUAUGAACACGUCAAACGCGACUGGAGUACCACGGACACACAGUCACGUGGACAUCAACAGCCUCAUAUCCAGGACCGAGGGUAGCUGCGAUAAAAAGUGUUUUCAACCCAGAUGCGCAGUUGAGUGUGCUGGGCUGACGGGGCAUGCUGCGUGUACUGCAAAUGAGUGCCGUUCAACUUCGGAUGGAACGCUUUCGUCAGCAGUGUGCACUGGGUCUAUGUGUAAGUCGAUGUGCUUCCGAGACAACUGUUUGGCAGCGUGUGAAGGAAACAUCUGUCAAGGCAAAUGUCGAGGAUCCACUUGUAAUGCCAUGUCACAUGGCACCACGUCGCAAGCUACGUGUCAUCUCAAUAACUGUACGGCACAGUCACAUGGAAGUGAUACUGAAGCAAAGUGUGACGGUGUCUUUUGUAAAUCCUUUUGCAGAGGACAACAUUGCGUCGCUAGAUGUAGCGGAGAAAAAUGUUUUGCAAUGUGCCAAGGAGUAAAAUGCGAUUCAUCGUGUGAAGGUGAAGGCUGUGAACAUACUGUACAAGACAGUGCUGAAGAUGGACAAGAUACCGCUCAAAGAGAGGCCGAAAAUCUAGUUAAUGUUUAUGCAGACCAAGCAAUCGCUGCAGGAUUUGACCUAGGAUUUGGCGAGUAUGAACCUAUGAACGAAGCCGAAUACAAACCAGAUGAAAUUGAAAUCAUGGCGAUGAAACAACCGCCCAAAGAAUAUAUCAAGUAUAAUAUACCUAUACAUCAAGAAGUACCUGUAGCCAAGCCUAUGUAUACCUUGUAUAAUAAGCCUAAACUACAAAAGAUAUACCAAGCCCCUUAUAAACCAGUACCACAUCCAUCACCCGCUCCUUUAAUUAAUGUAGCUCCCACUGUUAUCUAUCAAUACCCACCACAAACACCAGAAACAAUUAUAAGCAACAAUAUCCAGGAAUUAAGCGAAAAGGUAGAUUCAGAUGAAGAUUCUGAUAAAGUCAAAUUGCAUUAUGAAUUCGGAAUCAAAAUAACACCUUACAUACUAGACUAUUUUAAACAAAAAAUCGAAGAAAUGUCAAACGCAGAGAUUCAAUUGAGAUCUUCACCUGAUGAUGCAUUAGGAGCUAAAAAAAUUCAGUUCAAAUCGAAUCCAAAGAAAGAUUUACAAAAAAAUGAAAAUAUAAAAGUUUCAACUAAUUAUGAAAAAAGAAAAGAAGCAAUAAAACAGGAAUUGAAAAAAGAAUUAAUGAAAGAACUCAGAGAAGAACAUAUUUUGGAAGAGUUAAAAAAUGAAUCCAAAACGAAGCAAGGGAAUAAAAAUAAAAAAUCUAAAAAGGAAGAAAAAUAUUCAGCCAAAGAUGUAACACAUGAAAUAAAUGCUAAAGAAACAAAGAUUCCAUUGAAAGAAGGAUUAAAAAUUUUGAGGAGGGGUCAAAUGAGAUCUCGUUCCAUUUCACCAAAUAAAUUUUUCACCUUUGGUAAUAAAGAGUAUGCUAUAAAAAUAAAGAUUUGA
Messenger RNA from Trichoplusia ni (cabbage looper), 1735 nucleotides. RefSeq lists its product as uncharacterized. The transcript has 18 exons. Bases 26 to 1735 code for a protein of 569 amino acids. NCBI's taxonomy places the organism in Eukaryota, Metazoa, Arthropoda, Insecta, Lepidoptera, Noctuidae. The record is from RefSeq and is a predicted model, not a curated record.